Molecule: messenger RNA, 1170 nt
Organism: Diospyros lotus (date-plum)
Lineage: Eukaryota; Viridiplantae; Streptophyta; Magnoliopsida; Ericales; Ebenaceae
Exons: 5
Coding region: 253-1026 (257 amino acids)
Source: RefSeq, a predicted model, not a curated record
ACUCCAAUCAACUCAGGUCAAGUUUCCGUCCGGAACAGGUGGUAGAAUUUAGAAAGAAGAAAAACUGCAUCCCACUCGGGUUCAAUGAAUCAGGCCCCCGCCCCACACGUACAGAACACAUAUACGUGUGUGGCUGUUAUCUUUCAGACAAAAACAACUGCUACUUGCAGCGCGCUCUUCCGCCAGCCCUCUCUCCACACAGCUAUUUGAAAUAUUCAGCCGGAAUAUUCCUUCACCGCAUUUUUCAGAGCCAUGAAGCCCCCCAAUGCCUUGACUACAAGGGCAACCAACACAAUCUUCACUGCCACUCCAGAAUUGGCUCCAAAUGUGAAAAGGGUUCGUGAUUUCCGGCCAUCCGGUGCCAGAUUUCCGGUCGCCAUGUCGACUAGAUCGAGGAUGGACACGUCUUCUUCCGUGCACUCUUUGUCGCCGGCCGUUGCAUCGAACACUGGGUCGGGGCCAGGCCGGGGUUUACCAGGGAAGUUACAGGAUUUUGAGGAGGAAAUAGAGAAGUAUAUUUACAGGUGCAGAUUCUUGGCAAUUUUUGCAGUUUGGGGAUCUUUGGUGGGCUCUCUCCUAUGCUUCAUCAAGGGUUGCACUUAUGUUCUGGAGUCUUUCAGACAAUACUUUCUGACCCGGGGGAAGGUGAUUUUCUUGCUGGUUGAGGCCAUCGAUGUCUACCUUCUGGGAACUGUGAUGUUGGUGUUUGGCAUGGGUCUCUAUGAGCUCUUCAUCAGCACUCUCGACAUUGCUAAGUUGCAGUUAGAGGAGAAUUUUCCGUACAGAUCAAAUCUUUUUGGCUUAUUCACUUUAAGGGAACGACCAAAAUGGUUAGAGAUAAAAACUGUUAAUGAGCUCAAAACCAAACUUGGCCAUGUAAUAGUGAUGCUGCUGCUUAUUGGGUUGUUUGACAAGAGCAAGAAGGCAGCUAUAAACACUCCUGUGGAUUUGCUUUGCUUCUCAGCUUCAGUUCUUCUUUGCUCUGGUUGCCUUUAUCUUCUGUCAAAGCUUAAUGGCUCAAACUGAUAUAAACACAUUCCGGGUUAUAUUUAAAAACUACUGUAGGAACUAAUAAAGUAAUUAUGUCACAUAUAUGAAUGUGUAAUGCAGUUCUGUACGUGUAUAAGCAUGUGAGUGUUUUAUGCAUGAAAUGUUAUGUACAUAUUCUCA